Messenger RNA from Dipodomys ordii (Ord's kangaroo rat), 2578 nucleotides. It is a transcript of the gene Enox1, whose product is annotated as ecto-NOX disulfide-thiol exchanger 1. Bases 218 to 2149 code for a protein of 643 amino acids. Gene Ontology annotation, biological process: ultradian rhythm. NCBI's taxonomy places the organism in Eukaryota, Metazoa, Chordata, Mammalia, Rodentia, Heteromyidae. Gene Ontology annotation, cellular component: external side of plasma membrane; plasma membrane. The transcript is spliced from 15 exons. The record is from RefSeq and is a predicted model, not a curated record. Gene Ontology annotation, molecular function: RNA binding; protein-disulfide reductase activity.
AAGCAUCCUAUCUGUCUGACCUGAACUGUUCUCUAUGGAGCUUCUUUUGUGAGCAGCUUCUAUUGAAAAGACCUUUAUGAAUACAUUGUUUCCAUCAAACUUCCAAAGAACACAUUUGUCUUCAGAUCUACUGGCAUAUUAAGAAUCUGAUGAUCUCAGAAGGGACCCUGCAUUCAGCCAUCAAAACGGUCCUGCCUCCCAGUAUGCUUGUAAUUCAAUGGUAGAUGCAGGACGAGUUGAGAGUAUCACCCAGUGCUCCCAGGAACUUCCUCAGAUGAUGGCUGCAGCAGCUGAUGGUUUGGGGAGCCUAGCAAUAGACACAACCCAGCUCAACAUGUCCGUGACAGAUCCCACAGCCUGGGCCACAGCCAUGAACAACUUGGGCAUGGUUCCCGUGGGGUUGCCUGGACAGCAGCUUGUGUCUGACUCAAUCUGUGUCCCAGGCUUUGAUCCAGGCCUCAACAUGAUGACUGGAAUCACCCCCAUUAACCCCAUGAUACCAGGCUUGGGCCUGGUACCACCCCCACCACCAACAGAAGUGGCCGUUGUCAAAGAAAUAAUCCACUGCAAAAGUUGUACUCUUUUCCCUCAAAAUCCAAAUCUUCCACCUCCAUCCACAAGAGAACGACCUCCUGGGUGCAAGACUGUGUUUGUUGGAGGAUUACCAGAGAAUGCUACUGAAGAAAUCAUUCAAGAAGUCUUUGAGCAGUGUGGUGAUAUCACAGCUAUCCGAAAGAGCAAGAAGAAUUUUUGUCACAUUCGCUUUGCAGAAGAAUUCAUGGUUGAUAAAGCCAUUUACCUUUCUGGUUACCGAAUGCGGUUAGGGUCAAGUACAGACAAAAAGGAUUCUGGCCGCCUUCACGUCGACUUUGCCCAGGCCAGAGAUGACUUCUAUGAGUGGGAAUGCAAGCAGAGGAUGCGAGCCCGUGAGGAGAGGCACCGGCGCAAGCUGGAGGAGGACCGGCUCCGGCCACCGUCCCCACCGGCCAUCAUGCACUACUCCGAGCACGAAGCCGCCCUGUUGGCUGAGAAGCUGAAAGAUGAUAGCAAGUUUUCUGAGGCAAUCACAGUGCUGCUUUCCUGGAUAGAACGAGGGGAAGUGAACCGCCGGUCAGCAAACCAGUUCUAUUCCAUGGUUCAGUCAGCCAACAGCCAUGUCCGCAGGCUCAUGAACGAAAAAGCGACCCACGAGCAAGAGAUGGAGGAAGCGAAGGAGAAUUUUAAAAAUGCCUUAACGGGGAUCCUCACUCAAUUUGAGCAGAUUGUGGCCGUUUUCAACGCUUCUACCAGACAAAAAGCUUGGGACCAUUUCUCGAAAGCUCAGCGCAAGAACAUAGACAUUUGGCGAAAGCAUUCUGAGGAGCUCCGGAAUGCUCAAAGUGAACAGCUCAUGGGCAUUCGUCGUGAAGAAGAAAUGGAAAUGUCUGAUGAUGAGACUUGUGACAGCCCUACUAAAAAGAUGAGAGUCGAUGAAUCAGCACUAGCUGCUCAGGCCUAUGCUCUUAAAGAGGAGAAUGACAGCCUCCGCUGGCAGCUGGAUGCCUACAGGAAUGAGGUAGAGCUACUGAAGCAAGAGAAAGAACAGCUUUUCCGAACAGAAGAAACCCUCACUAAGGACCAGCAGCUACAGUUCCUACAGCAGACCAUGCAAGGCAUGCAGCAGCAAUUACUGACCAUCCAGGAGGAGCUAAAUAACAAAAAGUCAGAACUGGAACAAGCAAAGGAAGAGCAGUCCCACACACAAGCACUACUGAAAGUUCUCCACGAACAGUUAAAAGGUACAAAGGAGUUGGUGGAGACCAAUGGCCACAGCCACGAGGACACAAAUGAAAUCAAUGUGUUGACAGUUGCCUUGGUCAACCAAGAUCGAGAGAAUAAUAUUGAGAAAAGAAGCCAAGGCUUAAAAUCAGAGAAAGAAGCUCUGCUAAUAGGCAUCAUAUCAACAUUUCUUCAUGUCCAUCCUUUUGGAGCCAAUAUCGAAUACCUUUGGUCAUAUAUGCAGCAGCUGGACUCCAAGAUAUCGGCCAGCGAAAUCGAGAUGCUUCUGAUGCGGCUACCUCGCAUGUUCAAACAGGAGUUCACCGGCGUGGGAGCGACGCUGGAAAAGAGAUGGAAACUGUGUGCCUUUGAAGGAAUUAAAACCACCUAGCUGUGGAAGGGCAGGAGAUGUCUGAGAGUGAACAGAGCGUGAAGGCAGCCAGGGCUGGGAGCCUGGGAGCAGGAGGGGUGGGACCCACCAGCGAGGGACCUGGGGCCUGACUUUAGUUACAUCUGCGGCAGUGAUCUUGUGAGGGGAAAUGUAACCUUGUACCAAUCCCUUACACUAAGCAAAAGCUUCAUACUGUGACAGAUGUUUCCUACGAAAACCAGUGAUCCCCCACUCAUAACGAUGGCAAAAAUCUUAAAAUAGGCUGCAUUUGAGAAUAGCUCACCUAGCAAAAUAUUUAAAGUUAGUGAGGGAGUAGCCAUGGUGGUUGCUAGGCUACGGAGUUGUAAAUGUAAUGUAUAGCCGACAUCAUUAAAUGACAUUUUCCUGGCAGUCUUUCUGUUUUAGUUAAAAAACAAAAAUAAAAACAAA